This is a messenger RNA of Suncus etruscus (white-toothed pygmy shrew), 549 nucleotides long. RefSeq names its product transmembrane protein 52B (gene TMEM52B). The record is from RefSeq and is a predicted model, not a curated record. NCBI's taxonomy places the organism in Eukaryota, Metazoa, Chordata, Mammalia, Eulipotyphla, Soricidae. The coding region runs from base 1 to 549 and encodes 182 amino acids. The transcript has 5 exons.
AUGGCAGUGCCCACUCAUGCCCCCGUGGCCUUGGCCCUGAUCUAUUUCAUCCAGCUUCCUCAGAUCAGAUGUGAGGAGAAUUGUCCUAUCCCUGAACAUUGCCUGACCACAGAUUGGGUACAUCUCUGGUACAUAUGGUUGCUCGUGGUAAUUGGCGCGCUGCUGCUCCUGUGCGGCCUGACCUCUGUGUGCUUUCGCUGCUGUCUGAGUCGCCAGCAAAAUGAGGAAGAAGGGGGCCAGCCACCCUAUGAGGUGACAGUCAUUGCUUUUGAUCAUGACAGCACUCUCCAGAGCACCAUCACUUCCCUGCAGUCGGUGUUUGGUCCUGCAGCUCGCAGGAUCCUGGCUGUGGCUCACUCUCAUGGCUCCCUGGGCCAACUGCCCUCCUCGCUGGACACACUCCCAGGCUACGAAGAGGCGCUGCACAUGAACCGCUUCACUGUGGCCCGGAGUGGGCAGAAAGCACCCGACUUAGCCCCAGUACCAGAAGAAAAGCAGCUACCUGCCACGGAGGAGUCCCCUGGAAUUCAACACACUGCUUCUAGUUGA